Dromiciops gliroides (monito del monte) is the source of this 2496-nucleotide messenger RNA. RefSeq names its product coiled-coil domain containing 65 (gene CCDC65). The transcript is spliced from 8 exons. Gene Ontology annotation, cellular component: axonemal dynein complex; axoneme. Gene Ontology annotation, biological process: axonemal dynein complex assembly; cilium-dependent cell motility; regulation of cilium movement. NCBI's taxonomy places the organism in Eukaryota, Metazoa, Chordata, Mammalia, Microbiotheria, Microbiotheriidae. The coding region runs from base 489 to 1961 and encodes 490 amino acids. The record is from RefSeq and is a predicted model, not a curated record.
CCUCCAUGCAGUCUACAUUCCAACCAAAACCUGUUUUCUAAACGCUAGAUUACAAUCUAGCUGGGGUGGAGUUUCUAUGUGUUGGGGAAGGGGAUCGGAGGUAGUGUGAAGGGAAGGGACUCAGGAAGGAGGCUGGUGUUCUGAAGGAAAAUUGUUGAAUAUCAAAGGGCAGAGAGGGGAGGAGAGUCAGACAGUGGGGGACAGAUGUGUCCUCUCCUUUCCUAGAGAGGCCAGUUCUUGCCCCGCCCAUCCCUCCUUAAGGCGCCAUCUUGGCGAGCCUGGCCGUUGCUAGGAGACGGAGACGCUGCCUGGAAUCUCAGCCUCGGUGGGCUUGGGGUAGCUAGGAUCCUCGCUAAGUCCUAGACCAGCCUUUUCUGCCCCCACCCCCCCGCCCCAUGCUGGACUCCCAGCUGCUCCUAUUUGGAGUGGCGCACUUUGCACCCUUCUUCUAGUCCUGCCGGGCACCUGGCCCCACCGCAGGGGCAGCCAUGCCGAGAAGGGGCAAAAAGGGCCCGAAGACCGAAGAGGAGAGGUUGCUGAUGCUUCAGCAUAAGAUGAUGGCCGAGGAGGAGCAGCUCAGGAGGAAGGAGAGGCUCUUGAAUCAGUUCUUGAAGGACAAGCUGGCUAAGGAAGAGCGCAAUAGUUCCUUGAACCUUAAUAAAAUCAACACACAGUGGAGAACCAUCCUGAGGGAAGUCAAGGCCAAAGAGCUUCGGAAAGAUAUUGAGAUCCUUAGCCAAACAUUUGAAAGGGUGGUGGAUUGCAAAGAUAGCGUUAUCAAAUCUUUAGCUAAGGACCUGACAGAAGCUGAAGACCAAUACGCACACGCCCUCCAGGGUCACUUGCACAACGUAGAUGAGCUCCUAGCGCUCCAGAGAAGCCGCCUUGCCUACCUGGAGGAGUGCUACAAUGAAGAACUAGAGGCCCUCACCAAGGAAUUUGAGACAGAAAGGAAGAUGAUCGUUGACCAACAUGAGAAAGAGAUGCACUACCUCCAGGAUGUUUACCUCGCCAUGGAGCAGAACUUCACAGACACUGAAUAUGAAGCUAAGCUGGAGUUCCAAAGCAUGUGGGAUGACCUCAAAAAUAAGAACCUGGAGGAGAAGCACUUUCUAAGAAUGCAGCUAGAAAGCACGGUGGAAGAUCUGUGGAGAAGGUUCCAGGAAGCACUCAAGAACUAUACUGAUGCCACAGAGGAUCGGAAGCUUGCCUUUGAGACCCUGAAGGCAAAGGAUGAGAAGAGUUCCAAAGAGAUAGAGAUGCAGAUGAAAAAACUGCAGAAAAUCCAGGACUCCAUUGCUAUCCUGCGGGGUAAAAUCAUGGUGCACACCCGUGAGAAUGAGGAACAGAACCGACAUAUCCGUGAAGAUAAAGAUCUGGUCCACAGGCAACUGCAAAAGCUCAAACAACAAAUGAAUCGAGCCCGGGCAGAGGCUCGCCGUAAUCUGACCAAACUGACCUGGGAAAGUCACGUCGCCCUCAAAGCCCUGAAAAAAACUGUUGAGAAGGGAGAUCUCAUCCUCAGACUUGCUGAAAUAUGUAGGAAGUUUGAGACAGAGGAAGAGAAAGUCCUACCCUUCUAUUCCUCAAUGUUGACACCAGAGGAACUGCAAGAAGUGGAGCAAAAUGACCAUGAGGAGCCGUCGAUAGAACUUGCUAAGUUGAUGGAGAACUAUACAGGCUUGGAGAAUUUCUGGAAAAGGUAUAACAAGGUAAAGCUGGAACAACUAAGUCUACAGCAAAGACGAGCCCAAUUGCUGGAAACCAACGAGAAGCUGAGGCACAUGCUCAAGCAGUACCUGGACAGUAUUUCAGUGAGUGAUGAAGUGCUGAGCCAGCUCAACCCUCUCUUCAUCAUCAACCAGCGCAGCAACAUCCCCUUGCCCCAGAUAGCCAGCUCCCCAAAGCAGCCUCCCUACAACAUCAUUGAGGCUGCCCAUGUGGUAUCGCACACAUUGUGAAACCCUCAUCAAUGAUGUCCUCAGGGAGCCAGCCUCUCCCCAACCCCCAAAUACUUUCCCUCCAUCUAUAGAAACUUGAUAUUAAAGGCUUCCAUUAAGUUCUUGGGCAUGUCAUAGCUUUGGGUUUCUUGUGAAGACACUCGUUAAGAGUUACACUACAAUGCUAUCACUCUGGAGGAAAGAGGGUCAUAUACCAGGGAUAAGAAACCCAAAUAGAUUGAGAGAAGCUAGGUGGUCACUGAGAAGUCCACUUGGAAGGCCUUAGAGAAGAAUCUUGACCUCAGUCCUCCAAGCAAUGUGGGGUCACAGGUAGUCAGGAGGCAGUCUCUACCUUUUGGAUCUAGGUUUUUAAUGGGAAAAGCCAAGGUUGAGUUUGGGAUGGAAGAUGGGAAAAUAAGACUAGGUCAUAGGGGCAGCUAGAUGGCGCAGUGGAUAGAGCACCAGCCCUGGAGUCAGGAGUUCAAAUCUGGCCUCAGACACUUAACACUUACUAGCUGUGUGACCCUGGGCAAGUCACUUAACCCCAAAUGCCUCA